Molecule: messenger RNA, 2235 nt
Organism: Juglans regia (Persian walnut)
Lineage: Eukaryota; Viridiplantae; Streptophyta; Magnoliopsida; Fagales; Juglandaceae
Product: casein kinase 1-like protein 3
Exons: 16
Coding region: 163-1458 (431 amino acids)
Biological process (GO): peptidyl-serine phosphorylation; endocytosis; signal transduction
Cellular component (GO): nucleus; cytoplasm
Molecular function (GO): ATP binding; protein serine/threonine kinase activity
Source: RefSeq, a predicted model, not a curated record
UUUAUCGAGUAUAUAUAAUUUCUUGAUCCUUCUCUCCGGGUCUUCACCCGUCGGUCUUCAUUGAAGCCCUCGUUCCAAAUCUGCAAAUCAUUCGUUGGGAACCCUCCGACAUUCUUUUAAUCGAGUUCCACAGGAGAGGGAAGGAGCGAUAGGAAGAUAUAAAUGGAGAGGAUCGUGGGAGAGAAGUACAAAUUAGGUCGCAAAAUAGGCAGCGGAUCGUUUGGCGAAAUUUUUCUUGCGACCCAUAUCGACACCUGUGAAAUCGUCGCCGUGAAGAUUGAAAACCGCAAGACCAAGCAUCCGCAAUUGCUAUAUGAGGCCAAGCUAUAUAAUAUUCUUAAAGGAGGAAGCGGUAUUGCAAACAUGAAAUGGUGUGGAGUAGAUGGAGAAGACAAUGCCCUCAUCCUUGACCUGCUGGGACCAAGUCUUGAAGAUCUUUUCGUCUAUUGUGGAAGAAAGUUCUCCCUGAAAACGGUUUUAAUGUUGGCUGAUCAUAUGAUUACAAGAAUAGAGUAUGUGCAUUCUAAAGGGUAUUUGCAUAGAGACAUCAAACCAGAUAACUUUCUCAUGGGUCUUGGCAGGAAAGCAACUCUGGUUUAUAUGAUUGAUUUUGGACUUGCAAAAAGAUAUCGAGAUCCGACAACAAAUAAGCAUAUUCCUUACAGAGAGAACAAAAACUUGACAGGGACUGCACGUUAUGCAAGUUGCAAUACUCAUUUGGGAAUUGAACAAAGCCGUCGGGAUGAUUUGGAGUCACUUGGCUAUGUUCUCCUGUACUUUCUAAGAGGAAGUCUUCCUUGGCAGGGUCUAAAGGCUGCCAUAAAAAAGCAAAAAUAUGACAAGAUAUGUGAGAAGAAGUUAUCGACUCCUAUUGAGUUCCUGUGCAAGUCCCAUCCUGUGGAGUUCGCAUCAUACUUCCAUUAUUGCCACUCUUUGACUUUUGAUCAAACACCUGAUUAUGGAUUCUUGAAGCGCCUGUUUCGUGACUUGUUUACUCGUGAAGGAUAUGAGUUUGAUUAUGUAUUUGAUUGGACCAUUUUAAAAUACCAGCAGACACAACGGACAAAGAUGCAGGCUCAAUCAACUCCAGUUGGAGUGACUGGCAGCCUACCAAUGCCGAUGGAUGUGAAUAAGCAUAUAGGAAUUAAGGAUGCUUCUUAUUCAGCUCAGGUUACAAAGCCUGGGGGAGCAAGUAAGCAUACACAUCAAGAUGUUCAUAUGCAGUUUAGAUCAUCUACAAGUCGCAAUUUCGGUGUUCCAAACCCAGUGGAGGAACAUACAGUGAGAAAUGUGCCUAUGCCAUCUACUUCAUCUGCUCUGCCAAGAGCUUUAAAAAGUAAAUUUGCUGCACCUGAGGGUCCAGCACAAACUGUUUACAUGGGUCGUGGACUUGGGAAUGGAACUGGUGCUUCAAGCAGCUGGAUGGCAUCAUUAAAACGAAAUUCUUCAACCAAGUAACCGCUAUGGAUCUGAAGUAUUGCACUCAAAGAAUGUACACCGAUGGCAAAAGUGAUAUAGUUUCAAUUGAUUGAGGUCUUCCAUUGCCAGAUCGUAUAAUCUUUUUUUUAUGCGAGGGGACUAGAAAGUACAAACGCAUUGGAUGUUGCUAGGACUGGAUUUGUCGAAGCUUGGCACUAAGCAUUCCAAAGCAUUGGGUUUCUGCAUGCAUAGGUGGCGAAAAUGACCUAACCAGUUUCAUGUUGUGUUGUUCAGUGGAUGAUAUGUAGCGUUUCUUCUACUAUUUUGUUAGUUGAUCAGAGAUAUUCUUUGAUGUUAUUUGGUUGUUUUGACUAUGUAUUUCAUUCAAUUCAGGAUGAGUAGCUUUCUGUUCUUAUUGCUCUAUCUUUUUUGGAUCAAACCCUGGAUGUUGACCUGGAUAAGUUUGAACCCAGGUUCCCAGGCCCUUCGGAAUUUAAAAAGUACUGUAAGAUGUUCUUUCAGAUUUUUAUAUUCGAACAGUACGAAAGGAAGUUGUUCUUCGGAACUCUUGAUGUGAAAUGAAGAUGGUAUGUAGGAAUCUGUCUAUCAAUUUUUGAGGCUUUGGAUCUUAGUGGCUCCGAGGUAACUAGUGUAGUUGAUGUUGUGAGGGCUGAACUUGCAUCAAGUCCAUUUCUCACUCCCUCUCUCCCCCCCCCCGCCUCUUUCUAUUUUUUCACCUUUUGGCCAAGGAAUAGAUCCUAAUCAAUAAAAGAUACAAUAUUUUAUACUUGUGAAUAUAUUUCAUCUUACUUUCAA